ACCCCAGCCCUGGAGGCCGGGAUGCGGCAGGAGGUGCGGCUCCGCUCCAGCCGUCCUCCGGCCGUCCUCCAGCCGCCUCGGGACCGAAGCCCCACCCCCAACGCUCGCACAAGCCAUCCUGUUUAAGCUGAUCUCUUGGAACCCGUGGGAGAGAAAAGGCCAAGGUCUAACCACAAGGCAGUGGCAAGAAGGAUUAAAGUCAAGUUCUCUACUUCAGCUACUUGUGUCCUGUCUCAACCUUGAGAAAGGGUGAAGAGAAAAUGUGGCUCAGAAAUUUGAAAGUGCCAACACUAUCCUGUGAGCUCCUCCUAGACUGUAAGCUCUGUGAGACCUAUGUCAUUUACCUUAUGUCCUCCAGGCCUGCCUCAGAACCUUGCACACAUCAGGCUCUUAAAAAAUGUUGAAUGGUAUACUCUCUACAUUUCCCAAGGAAUAACAAAGCGAAGGACAACAUCCAGCCGUAUCAAUUGCACAAUCAUAAAUUAAAAUUUGUAUUUUUAGUAUUAAGGAUAUUAUUCUGGGAUAUUCAACUUGGAAAUGUAUUUGAGCUUCCGCAAAUACUGAACACCGUUCAAUCUAAAGUUGUUUUAGCUUUUCCGAACCUUUUAACUAAAGGGCAGAGAAGACUGGCUUUGCAAUACACAGCUGGGCUGUCAUAUUACACCGCCUCUCAGUUGUGAAGCUACCGCAGCAUUAAGCCCUCUUGAACAGGGCACAAACGUCUUCUCUACAAGAAUAAUCAGACACAAUGCACGUACACCAGCAACCGAAGAACCAAGUCUGUCCUGGGGCUUAGCCCACAAAUCUCCGGGGCCACGGGCCUGCGCAGUGCUCGCCGGGCGUUGUAGUUUCCUUCCCUCCUCUUUCUUCCUGCGAACUCGGCCGCCGUUGCGCCAGCGCCCCAAGUGGCGGGCAAGCUCUGUGAAGCGCAGCGUACGCCGCGGCGCGGAGCGUUUCCUAGCAACGGGGGAGCGGCAACGUCACGGCGGUGGGUUCUUAGCGCAGCUGCCCCUUGUAGAGCGGCUGUGUGUACCUUCCAGCACCUGCGGUCUGCAGGGAGCGCUUCUCACAGCCUGGUGCGCACGUCUUCGUCGGUCCUUGUCCGCUUUAUCCUGCCCCAGGACGCGGAGAGCAGCCUGCCGCCGCGACCCCUCCUCUGAGGUCCCGGCCCGAGGCUAGAGGCAGUCCGGCCGGUUCUCGCCGGCCCUCGCCCCCCGCGCCCCUGGAGCCAGCCAGCCGCCCGCGGCCUCGGCGGGACGAUGCUGGAGUCCAUUCGCGUGACGGAAAAGCUUCACUGGCCUGAGCAAGAACUUGCUAAGAAGUCUGUCCUAAAUGCAGAAGAGUCAUUGAUCACUGACAGCAAAAGAAGCAUUUCACAUUUAUCUACUGGGAUACUAAAGGACAUUUUCACAACUGGAACCAGUAGUUACAAUGUUCUGCUACAGAGCAAAGAGGAGAAAAAGCAUCAUUCACAAAAACAGCCUUCCUCCACCUACUCCAAAAGAUGUAGAAAGCCCAGCAAAUCUCCUAGUUCUUCUCGUAGUAAAGAUCUUCGCAAGAUGAAAGCCCCAGUGCCUGUGAUGAGCAGUGGUACUUGGUACUGCCUAGAAAGGCAGCCUGGUGUCUUUGUCACUAGUUCAGUGUCGAGUCCUAUAAAGUUUACACAUGAUAUCUCUGUUACAGGGAGCAGCAUAGUACUGCCGCCUAAACCCAAAAACAAGGUAAAGCGACGCCAUUUCUCCACUCUGCCAAAGCCAAAGCCACAGCCUCAGCUGUCUAGAAGUUUUGAAAAGGGAGAUGACUUUUCUGGGAAGAAAUUUUGUAUACUGACUGCUAUAAAGCCCACCAACUUGGAGAAAGAAAAACUGAGAUUUUUCAAGUCUGACUAUACCUACAAUCCUCAGUUUGAAUAUGCAAAUCCAUCUCUGCCAAGUGUGUUGGCCAAACACAGCAAUGCAUCUGACCGAUUUCUUAAACAGUCCAUCAAUAUUAUGGAACUGACUUUACAGAAAUAUGGAAGUUAUGAAAAAUUUGAGCAAGCCACCGGUGGCAGCCUGCUAUCUAAAACUCGAAUCUGGAGUCACGUUAGGAAGUACAUGAUGAAAGAAGGCUGCAUGGGUGAGAUUGUAGUACAUCUCACUGAAGAUCUGCUUUCCCGAGCUUCGAUGACAGUGGUAAAUGGAUGUCCAACGCUGACCAUCAAUGUUUCCACUGCACGUGAGCACUGGCUGGAGGGAAUGCUGAGGCAUGAAAUAGGCACACAUUAUUUUCGAGGUAUUAACAACCUUCAGCAGCCAUGGAACAGUUGGACUGGUCGUAAAAAACAUGAGCUAAAGCCAAACAAUCCCACAGAAGAAGGACUGGCAAGUAUUCACAGUGUCCUUUUUAGAAAAGACCCCUUUUUAUGGAGGGCUGCCCUCCUCUACUACACUGUUUAUCGAGCCAGCCAAAUGUCUUUUUGUGAACUCUUCAAAGAUAUUGGAAAGUUUGUCAAAGACCCCAAUACAAGAUGGGAUUAUUGUGUACGAGCGAAGAGGGGAUGGACUGAUACUUCUCAACCAGGGUGCUUCAGUAAAGACCAGGUCUACUUGGAUGGCAUCCUGCAGAUCCUCCGGUACAGAGAGACCAUUGACUUUCAUCUACUGACUGCUCUGGGGAAGGUCUCUUAUGAAGAUGUGGAUCGCUUAAAAGGAUUGGCAGUUAUUGAAAACAUGAGGGUCCCUCAUUUCCUGCAGGACCAUGGCCGAUACAUGGAACAUUUAGAGAAGAUCAUGGAAGUGAAUGAAUUGACUGACAGGGAACUGAAAGACCUUAUAUAUUAAUCAGCAUUCUUGCAGACAUAGUGAAGCUAUACCUCUAUAUUAUAGUUAGGUGCAGUUAGCACCAGCAUAUUUAUAAAAGAUGAAUGUUUACAUGAGUUUUCUGAAGAAUGAUCUGCAGUAUUCAGCUGAAUUUUUAAAAGGUUAAGUACAAACCUUACACUGUUUCCCUAACAUGUUUCUAUAGGCUGCAGGGGGAAGUUCCUCCUAUUUUCAUCUGGAUCUCAACAGAGUCCGAUGAAAAUACUACUGGUGAGUGUUUUUGAAGAAUCUUGGUCAAACUGAGUAAUAAGCAUCUGCCUGAGCACCAAGACCAGCCCUGGCUAGAGACUGAAUUCCAGUCUUGUUUUAACUACAAGAUUAUAUUUUACUUGAUAAAUAAUGGUAAUUCUUUGAAAAAUUAGUUUUGUUAUGCUCCCAAAAGCUAGCUGCUUUUUUUUCUUUAUUUUACACAUUAUUGUUUCACCUGAUCAAUUUAUAGGAACUAAAUUAGAGAAUUACCUCAUUUUAUCUAGUUAUUCCCUAAACUUUAUUUGCUGAAACAAACUUUAUCCCUUCCAGAUUUUAACAAAGUUUUAGGGUCUUUCCCUCCCCAUUCCUGUAUAUAGAUGGUAAGUACAAGUGGUUUGUCUACAUAGACUAAAAUAGCUGGGGAAGAGAGAGAAGCUACUCACCUUUUUGUUAAAUGGAGUGACCAGCAAGACACAAAUACACUAAUGUAGUUUCUGUAGGAGCUGGAUGUUGACUAGGUAGCAUCUACCGUAAACUUGACCAUGCCCUGAAAAGUGGAAUUCCUGGACAUUGCCAUUUGGUAAACUGGUCUUGUGAUAUUGUCUGAGUAUAUUUUAUUUCAUCAAGCCAAUAAUGACAGUUUGACUUUGAAAAAUGAGAGUUCUGUUUUGCUACAUUUCCUCUGCUAAAAGCAUAUACCCCUAGCUUUGUAUAAUUUAUUGAUUUCAAUACAUACUUGGGUAUAUAUACUUGGAAUCAAAUAGUUCUUCAGACAGCUUAUUUUAAUGAUCAGGAAGAACACUGCUGUAAAUACCCCAUUCAAAAAUGCUACUGUAAUUUUUACCCAAAGCUAUCUGAGAGUUUAUCUUUACCUCAUUUCAGGCUUAAAUAUGGUGCUAACACUGGUAGAUGUAUACUGCAAAGCCUGGUCCACAUUCCUGCUAGGAAAUUAUUUUAGGAAAUUUUAUGCAGGCUAGGUUAUGUGAUUUUCUCAUUCACAUAUCUAGAAGGGCUUGCCUCCAAGAAGAAUGUUGCAGCAGACAGGAUGUAUUCUAACUGGCAUCUGGUGGUUCUCACAGAGCCACACAUGUCACUUUUGGUAAGUAGCAGGCCAGGCCCUUUGGAGCAUUAAACGUACCCACACAGUGCCAUGAUUGCUGGAGUGUGGCCUGCACAUUUCUGUGCAGAGCUGGGGCAUACACUGUGCCAACACUGACCAGAUACUGGAAAACCACUCUUGACCCCUCGAGCAUAUUUCCUUGUAGCAUAGUCCUCCAGUUUCAGCUUUGGUGUAGCAUUUUCUAACUUUGUCUUCAAACUUAUCAAAGGUGAUUGUGAAAACUGUGCAUUAUUAACUGGAAUUGAAGUAUAGACAAAUGGCAAUAUUUUACGUCCUGUGAUUUAAGCCCAAAUGCUUAUAAAUUCAAUAUUUGUAGGCAAUAACUGCUAAUCAUAUGUUACAGUUUAAAUAUAAAGGAAAAUCACAACAGCCUUAAUAUCCUGUUGGUCAAAGGAUUAUUUAUAGUGAUUCUAGUCCCUGAAUUUUAAAAUGGAUAUUCUGUAUCUGAGUUGGAAAAGGAAACACUUUCUUGCCUUACUGCUUCAGUGUAAAGACAAAAACCAGUGCUAUCCAGACAAAAAAAUGACCUUAAAUCACAUUGAUUGUCUUAAGCUAUUUUAAAAGUUAGCAAUGAACCAAAAAUUGUUGCAGAUUAGCAGAAUACUUAAAGAGCUCUAAACUUUAAAAGUUGGGAUUGAAGAUUUAAUUAAUGUUUAUUCUCUUUCCUGAAAUAGCACUAAGGUCAGUUUUGUUCCCUAAAAUUGAAGUUUUAAUAAAUAGAAAAUUUAUAGCAGCAGUACUUAGGAGAAUAGUUGAAGGUUGCAUUAAUUUUAAUAGUUACUUGCUGUAGGCUAUUGAGGAUUAGAAUUUCAUCAGUUUUGUCCACUGUAAUUCUAACAUAAUUGUAUCAAAUACAGUUAGGUUUUCACAUCAGAUGGGAUUCAGAGUGAAUUGUUUAUAAAUCCAUAGUCUCCAUUUCUUUACAUUUUCACCUUUGUAAAAAUGUUUAAGAUUUGUAUUGUUUGUUUUGUAUAUAUUUGGGCAUCUUAUGUUUAGCUGUAAUAGAAAUAAAUAGCACUGAAGUUCUCAAUGAAA
This is a messenger RNA of Felis catus (domestic cat), 5205 nucleotides long. It is a transcript of the gene MATCAP2, whose product is annotated as KIAA0895. The transcript has 9 exons. The record is from RefSeq and is a predicted model, not a curated record. Bases 1260 to 2822 code for a protein of 520 amino acids. Lineage: Eukaryota; Metazoa; Chordata; Mammalia; Carnivora; Felidae.